Molecule: messenger RNA, 1101 nt
Organism: Aspergillus nidulans FGSC A4
Lineage: Eukaryota; Fungi; Ascomycota; Eurotiomycetes; Eurotiales; Aspergillaceae
Product: putative extracellular cellulase CelA/allergen Asp F7-like
Exons: 2
Coding region: 1-1101 (366 amino acids)
Source: RefSeq, a predicted model, not a curated record
AUGAAGUACCAGCAUUUCUCUUCUAUAGCCCUCGCUGCCUUGAGCGCGAGCACUUUUGUGUCUGCGGCCCCUCUCGCACCUGAGGAGAAUGGAUCUUGUCCGGCCGGGUACUCUCCGAGCGUGUACUAUAUCACGGUCACAGCGGAGCCGUCUUCUACCGUUCGACCAACUUCUUCAGCUCCAAUUUCUUCAACUCCAACGUCGACCUCAACCUCAACCUCGACUUCGGAGACAUCCCUGACCACGCUCGCAUCUACCUCUACGGGAGAUGUGACUGUAACCUCGAGCUCUACCGCAGGUCUCAUCGAGACCAUCCCAGCUGUAGUCGUCAAUGCAGCUACUAGCACUACUAGCGAGUCUGCAACUUCAACCUCAGCUCUGUCCAUUUCGGAGACUGCUCCAACUCAAGUAGCCGUCGCCCGGCCCAGCACUACGACCGCAGCCGAGAAAACUUCCAGCACAUCUACUUCUUCCUCAUCCAGCUCCACAAGUACAAACUCAGGCGCCACGACUGGCGAAGCAACCUUUUACGGCGGCAACCUCUCCGGCGGCACCUGCUCGUUCACGGACUACACUCUUCCCUCGCAUCUCUCCGGUGUCGCCUUCUCCGGACAGGCCUGGGACAACGCAGCCGAAUGCGGCGCCUGUAUUGCUGUCACCGGGCCAAACGGAAAUACAGUCAAGGUUAUGGUUGUCGACAAAUGUCCCGAAUGCGCCCAAACCCACCUUGACCUCUUCGAAUCAGCCUUCACUACCCUCGCUUCCGCCUCGGAAGGCCAAAUUCCGAUCUCAUACUCCAUCACCCCUUGCGGAAUAACCUCCCCACUCAUCCUGCGUAACAAGUCUGGCACAUCAGCAUACUGGUUUUCGAUGCAGGUGGUCAACGCAAACGGGGCGGUCAAGUCGCUUGAAGUAAGCACCGAUAACGGAAGCACAUGGCAAGAGACCACGCGGAGCGAUUACAACUUCUUUGAGAACAGCAGUGGGUUUGGAACCGACACGGUCGAUGUUCGGGUUACCGGGGUUGAUGGGGGCGUUAUCACUGUAAAGAAUGUGAGCGUGGCUUCUGGGGAGAGUGUGACGGCUGAUGGAAACUUCUGA